Molecule: messenger RNA, 1494 nt
Organism: Cyprinus carpio (common carp)
Lineage: Eukaryota; Metazoa; Chordata; Actinopteri; Cypriniformes; Cyprinidae
Gene: gjz1
Product: gap junction protein zeta 1
Biological process (GO): cell communication
Cellular component (GO): connexin complex
Source: RefSeq, a predicted model, not a curated record
UUGACUAAAGGUGUGUUUUCUAUGAUCUAAAAAAUUUUUAAUCUAGUUUUGUAGACACAAAGAUAUGACUUUCUUUUCAAUACAUUUGUGUCAUUAAAUAGGAGAGUAUGCCUAGAUAGUGAAAGAAAGAAGCAGACAGUUCCAGUUUCAUAGUUUUGAUGAAUUUAUUGUUUUUUAUUAUUAUUUAUUAUUUAUAUUACUGUUUUGAAAAAAAUAGUCGGUGUGUGAACAAAAUCUUAACUAGUUUGGAAAUUCAGUUAAAUUCAGUUUGGAAAAUCAUCUAUAGAAGGGAUGAGCAGUAAACAUUUCACAUUUGAAGUGUGUUAAAAAUAGAUAUUAUUAUUAUUAUUAUAAGACAAAUACAUACAAAAACUACUAGAGAUCUUGUAUGAACCCUAAGUUAAGAAAAAAAACUGGAUAAAUGUGCGAAACCAUUUUUGAUGACACAUACAGUUACAGGCUAUAUAUUGAGUGAAGCUCAAAAUUCUCAACAACACUUAAAAACGCAACAACUUCAGCACUGGACAAACACACAAAACCUUCGUUCCCUAUAAAAAGAUACAUUCUUUAUUUCCAUAAAGAAGAAAACUCCACCCUAAAGAGUGAUGGCAGCGAUAGUUACCGGGCUCAUCCCAAUCCUCCGCACUGCGGUGGACUCCACUGCCACCUAUAAAGGUCGCACCAUGUGGUUCGGUUUGCUCUGCAUCCGCCUAGUGACCAUCUUUCUGGCUCAGUUUCCAUGGAAAAGCUUAAAUGAGGAUUUCCACUGUAACAGCAGUGACGUCUUCUGCAUUAAAGCUUGUUUUAAUAAACACUUUGACAAUUCUAUAGUGAUGGCGUGGCAUUUCCUCUUUAUCCUUCUUGUGCUCUCUGUCCUUCUCAUGGAGCUGUUUUCCUCCCAUCUUCGAUCUUCAUUCCAGAAGAAGAAGGAGAGAGAAAUGGAAUCUCAAAGCGAGCAGGAAGCUGUCACUGAUCCCACCAUGACUGUUGGUGGUAGGAUGAUGAUAGACUUCCACAAAAGCAAAAGCAGUGUGGUGGUGUACCUGUUCAGCAUCAUGCUGCGAAUUGCAGUGGAGGUUUUGUUCGUGUAUGUCUUGUUCUACUGGGUACUACCCAAACUGAAUGAAGAGUCAUACCUUUGUCAUGCACAAAUGUUUGGUAAAUGUUCAGUACAGCAAUGUGUGGUCCGAGGUGCAGCAGAAAAGAAAAUGUCUGUCUUUGCAUUACUGUUUAUGUCUGCCCUGGUUAUUGUAACAAGUGGUCUGUUCGGUCUCUACUCAAUAAAACACUAUCUCUUAAUGGUUAACAAAAGGAUUCCAUUGAACACAAGCAUAUUAAGCUUUAAUGCGUCUGUAUAUUAUUUUUUUAUUUUCUCUUAAAUGCUUUUUUUAUGGCUUACAGAUGAAUAUUGUGAACUGUAUUGACUGUAUUUUAACUCCGUUUAAAUGUAACUUUGCAAUAAACCAAGAACAAAAAAAUUGUUAAGGAGAUGCA